GCACCAACCCACCGCUUGAGCUCAGCGUUGGCCGUCUUCUUCCUCGACGUCGACCGCCUCAGCUAGUAUUGUUCUUGUUUGCGUUGGUCAAUGUCUGUCGAGGCACCCGCGCUGCUCGCAUCGCACACCAUCUUCACGUCGAAAGCUCGCUUGUCAUCGCCAUCGCCAUCGCGCACACCUUUGUUACCCAUGCACACGUCCAACAACGCAACCGUGCCAACCCUCAUCCAAACCGGCCUGCCUAUCAUGGAUACCACUCUACCUACCCCGCUUACGACGCUAGUCGUGGAUGGCGCUCAGAUAUCGCACUCUCCUCCGCCGAGCACGGAGUCGACGUCAGACGGGCCGUUGUCCGACCUUGGCAAAGACGCUAGCACGGAUGUGGAUCCUCAGAUUUUGGAGGCGCUGAAAAGCAAGGACAGACUGUUCGUCCUCAAGGUCGGCCAAAUCAUGGAAGGGUUGAUCAAGGAACAACAGCAACGAGUGGAGGUGCAAGCAUCGACAUCAUACCAGCGACUCCUGGUUCAUCGAUGUGCUGCGUACUACAAAUGCACACCUGAAGCCGACCCUGUCACGAAGAACCUCGCAAUUGUGAAGACAAUCGAAAGCCGCAUUCCAAUUCGUCGACUCAGUGAACUGGUGCCCGCGGAGUCACAGUCUCUGCCCGCGUUCAAAAUCAUGCGGCGCUCCUCUAAGGAGCGUGGAAAAACCAAAUCGCGUUCACACACGAGCUCUGUGGCCGGCGAAGAUGCCGACCUCUCGGACGCUGAACCUUCGGAAAGCGGCAGCGUCGGUGGCCGCAGUAAUGCCACCAGUGGGCGGAAGCAUCUCACGAUCGCCGAGCGGGAAGCCGCCUAUAACGAGGCGCGGACGCGUAUAUUCAUGGAUUUCCAGGAUAAGGACAAAGACAAAGAUAUGAGCGCUAGCUCAUCCACAUUCAGCCUCGUCUCCGGUUCUGCAUCCACCAGCGAGGGCGGAGGCAGGAGCGAUUUGGACGACACCGCGAGCACAGCGCCCACCGAGAGCGAGUGGUCGGGCCCAGUAUCACGCGAUAAAAAGGGUGCUCCGGGUAGCACUUCAGCUGGAUCUUCACGUUCUCGCAGAUCAAACUAUAGAACAGGCGGGAGCACACGCAACUCCAGAGCCCCAUCACCCUCCUUCACAUACGCAUCCAUAUACGAGCCGACUUCGGGCGUAGCAUCCACAUCUUACGAUCAAGGGGACGUUCCACCUCCCGGUUACAUUUUCUACGCCUACCCUCCCCCCGGACAAGUUGCUCCUCCUGCAGGUUUUUAUCCUGCAUAUCCAUACUAUGCUUACCCCUACCCUCCUCCGCCUCCACACCCUCACUCGCAAUCCGAGCCAACAUCCGGUCAUGCAACGCCAGAGAUCUACGGGCAUCCCCACCAAGUACCGUACCCAGGCGCUUACGCAUGGGCACCUGCUCAGCAAGGCGCGUUGACGCCGGGUUCUGCUCCUCCCCCGCAGACACCAAACAUGCAGCCUGCCGCUCCACAUGGCAGCCCACCCCCAAUGCCACGGAAUCCACAGUAUGGAACUCCAUGGCCCGCUAUGCCCCCCGCGCCAUAUGGACCCUACCCCGCGCCGGGAUACUACUCGCAGUCGAUGUCCUACGUUCCAGGGCAGCCUGCGCCACCUGCACUGCCGCCUCAAAUGCACGGCCAGGCCGUGUACUCGCAAGAAAUGGCUCCGCCGCCCCCGCCGCAUAUGAACGGGCGUGCACCGAGCAAUGGCAGCAUGUCCUCACAACACAGCCGGGCUUCGUCUCGAAGCAGCAGUGUGAGCGGCGGCGCAAAGCGUGUAGCGCCGUCCGUGCGGCCCACGUGGAGCUACGGACCUCCGAACUCGAUGUACGCUUACGGUUCGGGAGGCAGUAUGGGUGGCGAAACGGUCGGCCCGCGGCUGAGCUCUUCGAUGCGGCGAACGUCUGCUACCUCCAGUGUCGGUAGCGUCAGCAACGGCAACCGCACACCCUCCGAUGAAGCAUCAUCUACAGUGUCGUCCUCAACCACUUCGUCGUCUUCUCGACGGACCUACACGUCUACUUCCACGUCUUCCAAGCACCCCCUUCCCGCGCGUCCGGACUGGGCCAUCAACCUAAAACCGCAGCCGACCCUUCACAGCAACAGCCGGUCCAGGACAGCCUCUGCCGGCACUACACAUGGCCCGCCUUUACAAGCCACAGAUUUCCCUCCCCUCUCGGUAGCCUCAUCGACGCCCAAAGCACCUCCCGCUGCCGGCGCUUGGGGCAAGCCGCCUGCCAACAAGUCGAUCCUCACACCCAACAAUCAGACCUCUGGCAGCAACGGCAACGCUCUCGUUCAGUACCCCGCGCCAUCGGCGAACGGCGGCGCGUCCGGUCGCACGUCUCCGACACCCGAGGAGUACCAGGACAGAGUCCCCGAGCGGCCGUUCGCGAAGGGACCUGAGCCGUCGCACGCCAACCCGAAGGUUGCCACGGAGAAAGUGCCGGCGGAUGAGAGGUCUGGGAUUGCUGACGGCAAUGCCACCGCUGAACAGAUGCAGCGCCUCAGUCUAGACGACUCGACGAGACCGGGAACGGUAUGAUAGUGUCAGUAGUUGUACGUGAUGACACCCGUCGGGAAAUGCCUUAAAAUACGUCCCUGGUAGGUGUAGUGAUAUCGGCAGUCUAGUUGUGUAGUCCCUUGUUGUCUUGUUGUGUUAAAGUAACAGUAUAAUGGCAGCCACAAACAGUUUUAUAUUACGCGAUGUUGCAUGCAAGACUUCUCUUCAGCCUCGUGCAUACACUUCCCCUGGAUGGGCUUGGCCAAUUGUCUGUGCCGGAUCGUCAGUUGGCAGGUUGCUUUAGUGCGCUCUGCUGUCGUUGCAAGAGUUUCUGAGCCAGCCGCCUCGGUUGAGUGGGGGUUUGCAAUAUCCCAUCAACACUGAUUCCUGCCUCACAUCCCGCCUCCCUUGAAUCCAGCAUCUCACAGUGCGCCUGAGAUCGUGCAGAGAAUGCGUCUAGAGAGUCUAUCGAUGCACGUCGUCGAGAAGCACUGCGUGACGGCAUGCAGCUAGGCUCGAUGUAGAUAUCGCAGCCUAGAUUGCCUCUGGAUUCGAGCCAGCCG
Punctularia strigosozonata HHB-11173 SS5 is the source of this 3110-nucleotide messenger RNA. RefSeq lists its product as uncharacterized. The transcript is spliced from 5 exons. The coding region runs from base 91 to 2589 and encodes 832 amino acids. Lineage: Eukaryota; Fungi; Basidiomycota; Agaricomycetes; Corticiales; Punctulariaceae. The record is from RefSeq and is a predicted model, not a curated record. Gene Ontology annotation, molecular function: nucleic acid binding.